Messenger RNA from Callorhinchus milii (elephant shark), 1382 nucleotides. RefSeq names its product calmodulin-alpha-like. The record is from RefSeq and is a predicted model, not a curated record. Bases 55 to 663 code for a protein of 202 amino acids. Gene Ontology annotation, molecular function: enzyme regulator activity; calcium ion binding. NCBI's taxonomy places the organism in Eukaryota, Metazoa, Chordata, Chondrichthyes, Chimaeriformes, Callorhinchidae. The transcript has a single exon.
ACGAACCCCCCCCCUCAAGUCAGUGCAGCGCGCGAACUCAACCCCGAAGACAACAUGGGGGAGCAGGGCCGGGACGGCGGGCUUCACCCCCCGGACAGCCCCGCCUCCCAGGACGAGGGGACGAGGGCGGGUAACGCGGGGGGCUCCGGGAGAGAUGGCGGGUUCGGGCUGCCGGAGGUGGCCGGCCCCGCGGAUGACGGGAGGGCGGGCAUAGCGGCGGACCAGCUGACCGAGGAGCAGAUCGCCGAGUUCAAGGAGAUCUUCUCGCUGUUCGAUAAAGAUGGCGCCGGCAGCAUCACCACCAAAAAGCUGGGCACCGUCAUGAGGUCCCUGGGCCAGAACCCCACCGAGGCCGAGCUGGAGGACAUGAUCAACGACGUGGACGUCGACGGCAGCGGCACCAUCGACUUCCCCGAGUUCGUGGCCAUCAUGGUCAGGAAAAUGAACGACACGGACGCGGAGGAGGAGUUCCGCGAGGUGUUCCGCCUGUUCGACAAGGACGGCAACGGGUACAUCGGGGCGGCCGAGCUGCGGCACGUCAUGGCCAACCUCGGGGAGAAGCUGACAGACGAAGAAAUCGGCGAAAUGAUCAGAGCAGCGGACAUCGACGGCGACGGCCAAGUCAGCUACGAGGAGUUCGUACAGAUGUUGUUUCCAAAAUGAAGACGGUCCCGGUUAUCUUCUGCCCCCACUCCAUCCUCCUCCCUCCCUCCCUCCCUCCCUCCACCCCACCUUCGCCCUCGAAACACAGGGGCCAUUCUCCCACUUGGCCACUGGAUUCAUUCUGUGGCUGUCACAGGGCAACCAGGCGUCGCUGACCGUCAAAGAAGAAGGAAUAAAAUAAACAAAACACAAAUAAAAACAACACCGCAACUUGUGUCACCACACAAACUCUGCAAUGUGAUGAGCGGUGGACCCCUGGACACCCCCCCUCCACCUCCACCCCCCACCCCACCCAGGGAUCUCCAAGCCAUUGCAUCAGUCGAGCCUGUACUACCCUCAAAACACAACCAGCCCUUGGACUUCUUUAGGAAGUUUACAUGUUAAUUAAUACACUGUUCGGGCUGGUCAGUUUUUGACAGUUUUCAAAAAGCACAGCCUGGUUCUGUUGAUUCCACUUGAUGUUCUUUUUUGUGGAAAUAGUUUAGCUUUUUUUUUUCCAGUUUGUAUAACGGAGACGAUUGUUCUGAAGUUGGUUGGGUUGUUUUUCUUUUUUGAGUGCCGCCGCGAGCGAGAAAACAAAAACAAAACCAAACACACCGCCGGCGCUUAGAAGAUUUUGAUUACAUGACAGGCCUGGAGUGGAAUUGUUUUCGUACUUAACCGCGCACUCACAAAUGAGCAGGUUUGAAGAUCUCAAUAAAUAGAUCAUUUAAAAAAAA